GUGCCUGUGUUACCAACGCCGCUUGCAAGCUUGAAAUCGCUGGAGCAAAGCAAGCCGGAGGAGGAAACCGCCAGCGUUUACAUAGAGAAAAAUAGAAUUCACUGAACGCAAGGAGAGCGAGAGCAAGAGAGACGGUCAGAGAAAACAAGGAAUAGCAAAAUAAAAUCAUUCAACUGGAUCAUAUCGAUUGCAUAUCCAUUCCCCUACAUUAGCUUUUCCCAAGAAUGGCAAGCGGGCAUCCCACUGACAAAUUCAGUUUCUUGUACCAACCCGAAAGCUGUCAAAACUUGAAGAGCAAGGGUAGACUGUCUUCCACCAUGAACCCGGUUUAUAGUCCCGUUCAGCCCGGGACUCCCUAUGGAAACCCCAAGAACAUGGCGUACACAGGCUAUCCUGGAGGUUAUCCCACCACAGCUCCCACCUACACACCCAACCUCUACCAGACCGGAAGCCCAGGCUACCCCCCAGUGCUGCUGGUGAAGCAGGGCUGGGCACAGACCUCCACCACAGGGCCCACUGAGGGUUCCUAUGACCUGGCAGUGGACGCGGGCUCAGAGAGCAGAUCUUACCAGGCCUCGUCUGCAGCAUUCAGAUACACCGCUGGAACCCCCUACAAGGUACCCCCCACCCAGACCAACGGAGCCCCCCCACCCUAUUCCCCAUCCCCUAACCCCUACCAGACGGCCAUGUAUCCAAUCAGAAGUGCCUACCCCCAGCAGAACCUCUAUCCUCAGGGUGCUUACUACACACAGCCUGUGUAUGCGGCUCAGCCUCACGUGAUUCACCACACCACGGUGGUCCAGCCCAACAGCAUCCCCUCUGCCAUCUACCCCGCCCCCGUCCCCGCCCCUCGCUCCAAUGGCAUGGCAAUGGGCAUGGUGGCAGGGACCACUAUGGCCAUGUCAGCAGGAACCCUGCUUACCACACCCCAGCACACUCCCAUUGGAGCUCAUCCUGUUACCGUGCCAACAUACAGGCCUCAAGGGACGCCUGGGUACAGCUAUGUGCCUCCUCACUGGUAAACCAUCAGCCAAUUCAUAUCUGGAGUCAAAACAUUGUAUGCAACUACUCAAGUCUUACAUGGGUGCACUGUCUUCAGCAUUGGAGCACCGUGUCUGUUUGCAAGAACAAAAAAAAAAAGUGCAAAGGUCACUUUAUGCAUUCUUUAGUGUUUUUGUAAAAGCUGCUUUAUAAUUUUUUUUUUUUUUUUGCGCCUCUCUGUUGUAUUAUUUGUUUUUUUUUUCCAUAAUUUCCUUCACAGAAACUCCAGACUGGCACAGACCGAACACAGUAGUUGAGGAUUUUUUUUUUUCUUUCGUGUUUACGCUGGUCACAUCUCCGGGCUGAUACCAGUGAUAGGAAUGUGCAGAAUGCAUCUUUGUUGUCAUCAUCAUCGCCAUCAUCAUCAUCUUAUGCUGCCAAAUUUUCUAAGGAUUAGAUGUUAGCACAGGGUCUUUUUUAUGUUCAUUUCCCAGUUCCUCCUGGGAAGGGCUGAUGGGAGAUUUAUUGUUUCCUUCCUUUCAAAUUUCCUUUGGCUUUGAUUUCAUCUUCCAGUACUGAGAACAAGGGUCGUCUUCCAGCUUGUAGCAAAUAUUAGGUAGACGUGUUAUAAAUAUAGCCACUGUAUGACCAUGUAAGAGCGGUAAUCCCUUCACUAGGAAAAAAAAAAAAUUCAGUAAUCUUAGUUAUACACUACGUAGAAGACAUUUAAGUAAGUCGGUGAUUUAAUUAGCUCGUAUGUCAGGAUAUAGUAAGCAAUUUUUUUGCAUAUAUAUAAAUAUAUAUUUUAUAAUUAUGUGCGUGUGUGUUUUCACGCAUAUAUAUGUGCGCACACAUAUGCACUCAUACACACACACUCUCAAGCAUAUAGACUGCAUAGAGUGUGUUGUAUUGCACGUUGACCAGGAUUUAGCUGCAUCACUUAGCUGGGAAUUCAGGCUCUGGUGUGAAUGGAGUCUUAGUCAUGUGCCAACACAUGGAGGGGAGGGGUUAGAGGCAGGAUUAGACUUAUUCAGGAACAUGUCAAGGAUUUAAAGGGAUUUAUAAUCAGUGAUAUAUGCUUCAGACAAACAUAGCAUAAAAGAAAAUUUCAGGAUCUUAGAACGGAAGUUUAAUUUUGGGGAGGGGAACUGGGGGAGGACAGGUAAUGGAGGAGUAAAGAAGAGAUUAUGUCAUCCUGACCCUGUCAUAGCCCCACCUACAACCCACACUGACAUAGGUGUAGAGGGGAAUCAUAUACAUGUACGCACUACAUUUUUAAUUAAUGAAAGAAAUAAAUGAUUCUGACUUGUACAGAUACAAAUGACCUGUGUAUAUCUAAUGACUCUCAAGCCACUAAAUUACAAUGGAGAUUGAAUUCUGAAUUAAGACCACCUUAUUGCUCCACAACUCACGCUAGGCAUGGGUGAAUAGUAUUAGUUAUUCCAAAGUUAGCCUGAGGAUGGCAGUAGUAGGCACUGAGGGAAUGACAGUGGUGAAAGGGAUGUGGAAUGUGUAAAUGCAGAGGAAGGGAGGACGGGUCACACGGUCUCUUUGCCUCUUGGAGAAGGGUACCAGAUUGCCAAAGUUCUGGACUCUGAUAAUCAGUACUGAGUUCAGAACUUACAUAAUGGAGUAAGGUAAAAGGAAAGGUUUGUUUUUUUAUUGAGGGGUGGUUUCACCUUUGCAUUGGAGUUUCUUUGGUGAGAGAAUCUGCUGUUUAGCCCUGUUUUGGCUGAAGGAAUAGUAGUUUUCUUUCAUCCAUAGUGACAGGGCUUUGUUGUGGUUCCCUGAUUGGCCCCAUGACUGUUGGUAGAGAGAUGCAAAGGAGGCUGGGAAUGACACAGUGGUAGUUGUUAGGAAGGAGAGGAGAAAAGGUGAAAGAAGAAGGAGGAAAUGUUUUAUUUGGAUUUUACUUAAGUAAGAAAAUUGAAAACACAUUUAAAUCUUCCCAACAUGGCUUUCCCUGUCCAAUCUGGUGCGUUACCUCUAAUCAGGACCUGUAGAAACACUGUCUCCCACAGCACACACACAGUCAACCAGAAUGUUUUCUCUUGAAAAGCCUUUACAGUUUUUAAGCCAGCUAAGGUUAUGAUUUUGUCUGUGUCCUCUCCAGUUCAUGAGUUAAAGGUCAAAGAGCAUACAGGUCAGAACUAUCUAGAAUCAGCUGAAGUGGACGUUUCACACGGCCUUCAUGUUGCUCUGCACUCUAAACACACAGAGGUCAUGUGACCACAUAUCAGCAUUCUAUUGAAACGAGCGUGCUGAGAAGUAUUGCACAAACAUCUACGAAUAAUAAUCUAUGCUAAUAAGCAGGUACUUCACAAUAGGCUCAGUAAAGAGGAGUCCCUUUUCAAUACUUGUUCAGUACGGUACCCUGUAGUCUAUGAUCACUUCAAAGUGAAUUCUUAGGAACAUUUCCUUUUUUGCAUUAAUAUUAGUUAAGCACUGAUUAAAUUGGAAACUCAAAAAGAUAUUUAUUUGGCAAAGUAUUGCCCAAAAUCACUAGAGCAUACAAAAAAAUAACACGUUCAUAUGUUUGAUAGCAUGUAUGAUAUACCUGAAUGCGUUAUAUAUGCAUCGAGCAGAAUGAAUGAAUUCUCUCAGAGCAUGGUUUCAUCGAAGGGAGCUGCAGGUGGAUUUACAGCUUUGGGUUGUGCACUGAAGCCCAGAUUCCUCUGAAUGACCACAUCCCCUGCAUCCCAGAUGUUUAACGUAAGAGCAGCUGUGCAGUGGCAAAGGUUUGACGCAGCAGCGCCCUGCUGUCCGAAUGAGAAACGGGCAGUCUUGGCCUUCUUUCCACUUUCCUUCAGACACACCAUCAAAGUCACCUGCUUUCGUUCAUUCUUUCAAAAAAAAAA
Megalops cyprinoides (Indo-Pacific tarpon) is the source of this 3839-nucleotide messenger RNA. It is a transcript of the gene fam168a, whose product is annotated as family with sequence similarity 168 member A. The record is from RefSeq and is a predicted model, not a curated record. Bases 225 to 1022 code for a protein of 265 amino acids. NCBI's taxonomy places the organism in Eukaryota, Metazoa, Chordata, Actinopteri, Elopiformes, Megalopidae. The transcript has 9 exons. Gene Ontology annotation, biological process: positive regulation of base-excision repair.